UUAUCUAUCUAUACGUAUCGUCGUAUUAAAGUAAAGUUGGUAAACUUAUACGCUACCCCGAGGUUUUUAAUUUUUUUAAGGAAAGGGUUCGUUGAUUAGAAAAUUGUUAAGUAUUGUGAUCACAGUGCGAGUCGCACGGACGUUUCGUAUCGCCGCUAAGAGACAUUCUAACUAAAAGAUGGGUAUACCGAAGUUCUUUCAGUACAUAAGCGAAAGAUAUCCGUGUCUUACAGAAAAGUUAAAGGACUAUCAGAUACCCGAGUUUGAUAACUUGUAUUUAGACGUGAACGGUAUCAUACACGGUUGCUCGCAUCCGGACGAUACCAACGUUUUAUUUCGUAUCACGGAAGAGACUAUAUUCAAUAAUAUAUUUCGCUAUAUCGAGCUACUGUUUCGCAUGAUCCAGCCACAGAAAUUAUUUUUCGUGGCGAUCGAUGGAGUAGCGCCGAGAGCAAAGAUUAAUCAGCAAAGAAGCAGGCGAUUCAGGGCUGCGAAGGACGCAGAGAUCCAAGAGCUGAAGGCCAAGACCAAGGGCAUCAGUCUACCCACGGAGAAGAGGUUUGACUCUAAUUGUAUAACUCCCGGGACACUGUUCAUGGCCAAGCUGGACGAGCAAUUGAAGUAUUUUAUAACGUAUAAAAUAUCUACCGAUAAACUUUGGCAGAAGUGUAAGGUAAUGUUCAGUGGAUCUCAGGUGCCCGGCGAGGGGGAACACAAGAUCAUGGAUUAUAUACGUUACAUGAAGUCACAGCCGGACUACGAUAUACAUACCAAGCACUGUUUAUACGGUUUAGACGCGGAUUUGAUAAUGUUAGGUUUGUGCACCCAUGAAGUACACUUCACGUUAUUAAGGGAAGAGGUGACGUUCGGGAAGAAGCAUUUGAAGGUCUUGUUGACUCCCGAGGAGACAAAGUUCUGCCUGUUUCAUUUGUCUCUGCUGAGGGAGUACAUAGAUCACGAGUUUUCCUCGUUGAAAGAAAAGCUUGCCUUCCCGUACGAUCUUGAGAAAAUAAUCGACGACUGGGUUCUGAUGGGAUUCCUCAUAGGAAACGAUUUUAUACCGCACUUGCCGAAUUUGCACAUCGUGCACGGCGCGCUGUCCGUGUUGUAUCAAGUCUACAUGGACGUAUUGCCAACGUUGGACGGCUAUAUAAACGAGACGGGAACUCUGAGACUGGACAGAUUCGAGAAGUUUAUGGAGAGGCUCAGUCGGUUCGACAUACUGCGGUUCUCGGACCAUUACGCCGAUAUAAAGUACCUCGAGAGCAAAACAGGGAAGCCUCUUCCCGAGACCGAGAGGGCGAACAACCUGAAAUCCGAGAGUAGCGACGAGACACCGUCGCCGAAAAGAGUACAGCAAGACAAGGAGUUCGACGCUUUACUCAGAUCGGCCAUGGAGUCAGGGAAGGAAUGCGACGAGGAGGGAGGGGACGACGAUUCCGACCCCGAGAUCUACGCGAUGGAAUUCGUUCAGCGUAAAAAGGAUUAUUAUAUUAAUAAGCUGAAUUACGAGACUAUAGAUGAAGAUUUUUUACGUUCACAAGCCGAGGGCUACGUGAGGGCUAUCCAGUGGAACUUGAACUAUUACUAUAACGGAUGUUGUAGCUGGUCUUGGUAUUACCCGCAUCACUACGCGCCUUACAUAUCGGAUAUAAAGGAUUUCAAAGACUUGAAGCUGGAGUUCGACAUAGGCGAACCGUUUUUACCCUUCGAACAAUUGUUGGCCGCUUUGCCGCCGUACAGUAAAAGCCUAUUGCCGUCGGCGUUUCAAUCGUUGUUGACUGAGGAGCAAUCUCCCAUAAAGAAUUACUAUCCAUUGGACUUUGAGACGGAUUUGAACGGCAAACAACAAGAGUGGGAGGCCGUGGUACUGAUUCCGUUCAUAGACGAGAAACAUCUUUUAGACGCGAUUGCGACUCGUCACUCGCAAUUGACUACGGAGGAACGGAUGAGGAACAGGCACGGACCGAUGUGCCUGUUCACUUACACGGAGGAGAACUUAGGGGUUUACAAGGCGCCCGAGUACUUCCCGGACGUGGUCAGCCACGCGAGGGUCCAGCUGAUAAAUCGCGAAGAUAUAAUCGUCCCACGAGACAAACUGGUUCGAGGUUUGUGUCCCGGUGUAGAGCUCGACGUGUACUAUCCCGGUUUUCCCACCCUUCGACACAUAGAGCAUACCGUAACCUUGGAAAAGGCUAAAGUAAAAGUACACCAGAGACAAUCGCUUCGGGACAGUAUGGUCCUGCAUAUAACUUCUCCACCCCAGACCAGUUUAACGACACUAGGCCAGAACCUGUUAGGUAAUACCGUAUUCGUCAAUUGGCCUCACAUGAAGGAGGCCGUAGUGGUCGCUGUUUCGAACGAUCACGCGAAACUGAAUUUGGUCAACUCGGAAGUAGCCGUGGCGAAAGAGUCCGAAGAGUCCGUCAGCGACGAUAUGUGGAACGCGGUGAAGAAACGUAUUACCGAUACGUACAAGGGUCAUCUCGCCGUUGAGAUUGGCCCAACGAAGUUUCUCGUUCACGUGCGACUGCUGCUAGGCAAGAAGCAUACGUUCGGCACUCACGGGAAUAUGCGGAUCGAAAAACAAUGGUCGGAAUUGCCGGCUGCUUACGCGUAUCAAACCGUGGUGAAGGAUAUCGUUGUUCGUUCGAGCGACGUAGCGUUGUUCAACUCGAUCGACGAGGUCUUUGUACCAGGAACCACGUGCUUCAUGCUCGGCCAUCCUUAUUACGGCGCAUUGGCAAAAGUAUGCGAAUCUGGAGUCUGCAAAACGUCGGGCAGAGUGAAAGUGUCCGUGCUGACCGUACGAGAGCCUCCGUUCGAGGUGAUCAAACAGCUUCAGUCGAGUUUUUUUAAUCAAUACGUGACUGGCAGCUUGGCCGCGCAAAAAUUAGGUAUAAGUAGUCUGCUGUUGAGCAGAGUGACCGGCACGAUUUUUGUGAAACCGUCUUCGGAUGGUGUGAAACAAGACGACUCUACGCACAAUAUCGGAUUGAACCUGAAGUUCACUAAAAGAAACGCGGAGAUAUUGGGAUACACCCGGAAAACGGAGGAUGGCCAUUGGUUUUACAGUCCGAAGGCCAUCGAAUUGAUUCGUAACUACAUGCUCAAGUAUCCCGUUCUGUUCGAACGACUGGCCCAGAACCCGUCCGCCUGCAUCUUCCAGGAGGAAGAUCUGUUCGCUAAAGGCACGAACGAAUUGAGCGAAACGGUGGCGUGGCUGAAGGAUCAAUUACAGGGAACGGAAAUACGUACUUGCGGCACGAUGACGGUCGAGAGUCCUAUUGUGAAGAAACUCGAGGAGCAAAUAGACGCGUACGUAAACUCACAGGACAGCGCCGGUAAGGCCGUGGAAAUGCAGGUUCAGCCGUAUCUACUUUACGUACCUGGCUUGCAUCUGCGCAACCUUCCACCCGAUCCGAAGACGCACACCGUGCUGCUGGACAGAGUCUGUUGCACCAAAGAUAAUUUCACCGUGCCGCUUGGAUACAAGGGAACGGUGAUCGGAAUACAGAAGAUGGAAGCGGCGGACACGAUGUACGACGUUCUGUUCGACAAAACGUUCGUGGGUGGCCUCAGUAUAAACGGAUCCUCGGAGUUGCGGGCGUAUCGUUUGUCGGCGCUCGAUUUCAUAAAUAUAAAUCACGGAGACAGGAUAGCACAUUCUAAAGCGACGCUGGAUGGGAGCAUGGAACCCACGGAAGUCAGAAAGUCCGGUCAUGAAUCUCAGAGACGCGCGAACGCUAGUGCGUUUGCAUCGUACAGAAAUGAGAAUCACUUUGGAACGGACGCGCCGAUGUCUCCUAGACCGAGGAUCGUACAGAAGAACGCCGAAGGAAGCGGCCAGAUCCAGAGAUACAGGUAUAACGCGCAAAACGUUCAGGUCGUGAACGCUUUUCGGGAACCGUACAGAGUGAGAAACCCUCUACCGCCACCGCCAGUAUUACCGUCACCGAACUUACAGAAGAAAUCGUCUACAGAGCCCACGUCCGAGUUCCAGGCAAUAUGGAACGAGUUGCAUAAAAAACAGGAACCGAACGAUCUCGUUCAGAAAACUCCCCUGCCUCCUAAAGUAAAACACGACAAAGGCUUUCCAGGGAAUCCUGCACCACAAGAUCCUAGCGCGUUCCUGAAGGCGGUAUUAAAGAUUUCCGAUGGAAACGCGCAACAGACCGCGCAACAGACCGCGCAACAGACCGCGCAAAAGCCAGUGCAAAAGGUAGCGCAACAGACCGUGCAAAAAGCCGGGCUAAAAGCCGCGCAACAGCCCGUGCAAAAGCUCGCACAACAGUCCGCGCAAAAGCUCGGGCAACAACCCAUGCAACAGUUCGCGCAACAACCCGUGCAACAUUUCCCGCAGCCUGGAACGUCCAAGGCGCCUAGACGUACGAACAGUGUUCAGAAGGAGAAUAAAGCACUGGACAACACGCCUCCCUUGGUACAACAACUGUUCGACCAUGCUCGACAGAACGAGAAGGCGAAGGACGACAAGACGCCGAUUUGGUAUUGUUCGCAAUUGUUGAAUUACCAUCAACUGAGCGGAGUAGGAAUGCCACGGUAUAGUUACUUCGCCGAUCCCGAGACUAAACUAAUACAAGCGCAUAUUCUUUUGCCAGACAAGAGGGUAUUCGUCGGAGAUUCCUGCGUGAAUCACGAGCAGGCAGCGGGAAGCGCCGCGAAGAAAGUCUAUACGGAAUUGAAUCUGGCCACCGUACUGCCAAAUAUGAAAAUACUUCUGCCACCGCAGCAUUGGUAUUCCAAUGCUCAAAAUACCAAUUGGUCGCAAAACGUGAGACCACCCGCGCCCGGAAGUUUCUACCCACCCGAAUCUACGCUCCUCCAAACGUUUCCCGAGUGGGUGCAGAAGGGACAUCACAAUACCGGCCAUCAGCAUACGUCCAAGCAAAAUGACCAGUAUAAUAAUCAUUACAAUCGACCAAAACCAUCCAUCCCCAAAGAACCUAAGCCAGGGAUGAGUGCAAAAUCGAAUCUAGGGAUGAAUCCAGGAGCGAAUCCAGGAGCGAAUCCGGGGUCGAAAAACUUUCCAGCUUUCGUUCCCUUGCAAGCGAUAAAGAAAAGCAGGAACGUCAUGGCUAAACAGUCGGCGAACAAAGAAGCUACGACCCAAAGUGCCAAAGACAAUCCUCGGCCUGUAGCCAAGCCGAAGAAUACCGAAUCGCAGACUCAGGCAAAGGCGACGAAAGUGGAAGCGACCAGCUCGAGCGGUUGCGGAAAAGAAAAGUCGGUGCAGAACGGUUCAAAUGAAACACAAACUACGCAACGGACUUUCGUGAUAAAGCCUAAGAAGUCGCGGGUAGCCGCGAAGUUCAAUUUACAGACGCAAACCGAGGAGAAGGAUCACAGUAAAUCUUCUUCGUCUACUUAGGAAUAAUGAGAAUGGGCAUUGAACUGCAGAGAAUGGUCGAAAAAUUGUUCGACCCGUUUCUCACACAUUUGUUUUCGAUAUUUUGUAAUAAAAACAAAAAAUUCCAAACGGGAACGGUAGUGCGAGCGGGAAAGAGGCAAGCUUCAAAAAACGUUUGAAGUUGUAGAAUUGUAUAAGCUCAAUUAUAAGUUCUUUUACUUUUACUAGAGUUUCUUUUUGUUGUUCUUUUUUUUUAUACGUUCCAACGUUGAACGGAGAUUCAGUAUUGAGCACUAUACACUACGCGAGAAUCGACAUACCUAUGAAAUGUGUGAUUUAAAUUUUAAAAUACCAAGAUAUUUUAUCUAUUGUUUCGUAAUAUUUUUUUUGAAACACUUUAUUUUGUUUACCAUUUAUUUGAUCAGCUAACCAUGGACCAUUGUUUUUGUAGACUGAGAGGAUGCCUAUGUAACUAUAAAAAUGACGCAACUCAUUUCGGUCAUUUUAAAGAAUGCAUCGUAUGUUUAUAAAUUUUUGAAUUUUUCAAAGCACUGAAUAAACAAGAACAAAUAAAAAGAAUGAUCUGAACGUA
Molecule: messenger RNA, 5960 nt
Organism: Ceratina calcarata
Lineage: Eukaryota; Metazoa; Arthropoda; Insecta; Hymenoptera; Apidae
Gene: pcm
Product: 5'-3' exoribonuclease pacman
Exons: 13
Coding region: 179-5389 (1736 amino acids)
Biological process (GO): nuclear-transcribed mRNA catabolic process; rRNA catabolic process
Cellular component (GO): nucleus
Molecular function (GO): 5'-3' RNA exonuclease activity; RNA binding
Source: RefSeq, a predicted model, not a curated record